AGGGCAACACAUUUGCAAGUCCUGGUAAUCGCAUACAGUAAGACUUGAGGAACUAUAAAAGCCAAGGGAGCAAAGCCUAGAAAUUAGUCUUCACAGAAAGAGGAGGACUCUUCUUACCUUAAAGGCUUACAGGAGCUUUACUAAGCCCACCAUGGGGGGUACGAAGCUCUGCCUUUUGCUGCUGCUGGGCACAUACACACUAGCCCAGCAAGAUGUGGGAAAUGCUGAGGAACCAUCUGUUUGCUUGUUGGCCAAAAGAUUCAAGAACUUCCGACGAUACGUGUACGACUACGAAGUUGAGACCUUUAAUGGCGUGAAUGGAGCGACCGACGACAAAAGCGGCCCCAAAGUCUCUUGCAAAGUUGAAGUUGAAGUGCCCCAGACGUGUAGCUUCAUCGUCCGCACAACAGAGUGCUCUCUGAGCGAGAUCUUUAGUGUGGAUGAGGAAGGGAACCCAGUGUACCGUCCUGCUGAGGGAGCUCAGGCUUUCAAAGCUGCCAUGGCCAAGAACCUCUUGAAGAUCAAAGUCAAAGAACAGACUCAUGUCACACUCUACCCUGAGGAUGAUGAGCCCGUCAACAUCUUGAACAUCAAGAGGGGAAUCAUCUCUGCUCUCAUCGUUCCAGUGAUGGAGGAGGACAAGAACAUGAAAAUGGCCACCGUGCACGGAGUGUGCCCCACCCACUUCACUGAGAACACCAGAGAGGACAUCGCCACAGAAGUGACUGUCAGCAGGGAUCUCUCCCAGUGUGACGAAUUCUCUCCCUUCAGGCAGGUCACCAGUCCCCUGGCCCUCCUCACUGGCAUGAAGUACCAUCUGUCCAAGAUGAUCAGCAGCACCCAGACUUGCAACUACAAGUUUGACAACCAGAAGAAGCACAUGACCAGUGGAACCUGCACAGAGAAACACCUCUUCCUGCCCCUCUCCCACCAGAAUGAGUAUGGAAUUUCUACUCUGGUGAAGCAGACUGUGACUCUGAGAGAGACCGCUAAGAUCAACGACAGAAUCUUUGACUUCAGCAAUGUAAACCGCUUCAUGAGCUUGGCUAUGGAUGUCACUGACGAAAAGUCCCCCGUGCAGACCAAGGAUGCUGCCAUCGCCACCAUGCAGCAGCUGAACACCCUGUCACAGACCACCCAGGGCGAGGAGCGCGCCAGCCUCUUCCACAAGCUGGUGACUGAGCUGCGUGGCCUGGAUGUUGACAUCUUGGGAGACACUGCUGUUGAGAUGAUGGACAUGUCCCAGUCUCUGAUGUGGCAAGCUUUCGCUCAGUGCGGCACCCCAGAGUGCACCAGCGCCAUGCUGAAGAUUCUCAGGACCUUUGACGAGGGCGCCCUCGAGGUCGACGCUGCUGUGUACGCCCUGGGACUGCUGCUUAACCCCUCCCGCCUCAUGGUGAAGGACAUGCUGGCUAUGGCUCAGUACAAGCAGAGCAAACCCAUCAUGUAUGCUCUGAGCAACACAGUCAGGAAACUGUACCGGGCUGAGGGCGUCACCCCCGAGAUCACCGCUGUCUUUGAGUACAUGUCUUCCAUCCUGGGUGCAGACUGCGCUGGGGAGAAGGACCUGACCUUCCUGAUCUUGAGGGUUGUUGGUAACAUGGGAGAUGUAAUGGAGGCCGUUGACGCCACCAUUAAGACCACCCUGGUGAAGUGCAUGAGACAGCCUGCAACCACACUGUCUGUACAGCUGGCUGCCAUCCAGGCUUUCAGGCGCAUGUCUGCAACAGAUGAGGUUCGUUCCAACCUCCAGAGGGUCAGCCAGUACCCCAAGGGUGCUGUGCAGAAGCGCCUGGCAGCUUACCUGGUCCUGAUGAGGAACCCCCAGGACAGUGACAUUGAGAUGGUGAAGAAGCUGAUUAAGCAGGAGCAGAACACUCAGAUCAAGGCCUUUGUGACCUCCCACGUCUACAACAUCAUUUCAUCCACUGAUCCAGAGACCCAGAAGAUCGGUCAGAAGAUCAUGGACGCCCUGCAGGAUACUGAAGUCACCACACACAGCGACUACACCACAAAGUCCCGCAACUACAAGCUGGGCAUGGCACAUGAGAGCAUGCAGGCCGCCAUGCAGGGCAACAUUAUCUUUGAUCCCAGUAGCCAGUUGCCGAGGGAAAUGAUGCUGGAAACUACCCUGAAAGCUUUUGGUUUCAACAUGGAUCUGUGGGAGCUCGGCAUGGAAGGAAAGGGCUUCGAGCCAACCAUUGAUGCUUUGUUUGGAAAGAACGGUUUCUUCCCUGACACUUUGGCCAAGACUCUGUACUGGACUUUGGACAAGAUACCACCACAGGUGAAAGAAGAACUGGAGAAAUGGGUUUCUCCCCUGGACACAGACAAAAGAAAGGUUCCUGAAAAUCUUGCGAGAGAAAUCGUCCGCAACUUCAACAAGCUGGUGAAGGAUCUGCAGAGUCAGGAUGCCCCAGAGGCCAUGGCCUACCUGAGGAUCAUGGGAGCUGAGCUUGGCUACAUCAAGAGCAGCGAAGUGAAGAGCAUGGCUUCCAACGCAAUAAUGUAUGCAGAUAUUCUCAUGAAGAUCAUCCCUACCAAGGUUGUGUCUAAGAUGAUGUCCAGCACUGACAAUGAGAUCUUCGCCCAUUACAUCUUCAUGGACAACAGAUUCAUGUUGCCAACAGCAGCUGGUAUGCCUCUGACAUUUGCUCUGUCUGGCACCUUCACUCCUGGAGCAAAGGGAGGCCUUCGCAUGGGUCCCACAAUGAAUGAGCUGCUGUUCUCACCCUCUAUUGGAGUUGAGUUCGUGACCAAGAUGGGAGUCCACGUGCCUGAGUUCAUCGUGUCUGCCGUCGAGAUGCACACCAACAUGUACCACGAGAGCACGCUCAAUGCCAAGAUCACCAUGGAGAACAACGAGGUCAAGCUUUCCAUCCCCGCCCCACAGGGCACCACAAAGCUCUUGAGCAUCAGCAACAAAGUGAUGAUUGUGGGUGCUGGUAAUGCUGCCGUGAUCCCACACACCGAGGGUGAAUCCAGCUGCAGCCCUCUCUUCUCUGGAGUCAGAUACUGCACCAAAACACUCCGGGCCAACACUGGCGAUAAGACUGAUGUUCCUUACUUCCCCCUGAACGGAGAGACUAAGUUUGACUUGGACAUCAAGCCCUCUAAAGAGGUCUCUGAGUACACAGCCACCAUGGCCUACAAGCUCCUCGUUGAAGGAAAGGAGAAACGCCACACAGUUGAUUCUUUGAAGUUUGCCCUGAGAGCUGAAGGUGCUCAGCCCACCGAGGCCACAGUCACCAUGAAGUUCAACAGGAACAGGAAUGUCUUCAGCACCCAAGUCCAGGUGCCUGACUUUGAUGUCGAGGCCGGCGUUAAGGUUGGCAUGACCGACAGCAGUGCCAAGGGCCAAUCCAUCACCCUGGAGUUCACCAACAAGAACAUUCCCCAGCUCUCUCUGACUGGCCGUGCCAAGCUUCAGACCAUGACUGAUGGCAUGCUGCAGGUUCAGCUGUUAGUCCCAUCAUUCAAGACUGAUGCUUCCAUCACUGCUACCAUGAGAAACACUGACGGACUCACCGUAGAGAUCAAAAGUGAUGUCAAGCUCCCAGCGACCUCUUCUGUUCAGGCAGUUACAUUCAAAUAUGGUGAAGACCAGGCUGAGGUUCAGCUGAUGUCCAACAUGAGCGCUGAUACUAAGAUUGUUGUGCCUUACACCGAAGCCGUCAUCGUCUGGCUCAAGCAGUUUGCGGAGGAUGUCAUGGAGCAGCAGGUUGUCAAGACUGACAUGAAACUGCGUCACGUCCUCAACAAGGCAGUUGAGGCCGGUGAUAUCUGGAUGGACAAGAUCUCAGCUGAUGUUCCCUAUGUUGAGACUCUGAGGAACAGAAUUGCAAGUGUGGAGAUGCCCUCUGUGCCUGAGAACCUUUUCAUGAACUUUGACAGCGCAUUCAGAUACAAGUUCAACCACGACCGCAUGACCAUCACCGUCCCUCUUCCUCUUGGAGGCAAAUCAUCUGAGGAGCUGAGGAUACCGCCAAUGGUCAGCACCCCACGCAUCUCCGUGCCUCAGCUGGACAUGGAGUUCGCCUCACAGGAGAUUCAGAUCCCCACUUUUACCAUCCCCUCUGAAUAUGAUCUCGUCCUGCCUCUGAUGGGAAUGGUUGAAGCAUCUGCCAAGGUCAACAGCAACUAUUAUGACUGGGAGGCAACUAUGUCUGCUGGUAACAACACCGUAGAGUCUCCAAGCUACCUGGCCAAGUUCAGAGUCAUGGCUGAGAGUCCAAUCCAACUUCUCUCCUUCUCAACUGAGGGAGCUACAACAAUCACCGACACGCCAGAGAAAACCAUGAAAUUCACCAUGGAUGGUUCCCUGAGCCACAUGCUCAUGAACACAGGUUUUAGUGUCCUUGAAACCAUUGCUGUCACAGACAAUGUAAUGUCAACAGGAAGGUACAACAUCAAUGCUGCCUCUCCUAUGGGUCUGGACACCUCUCUGGCUGUUACCACCCAGGUCACCCUAGACUCAAACAUGCUGUUUGGAGAUGUCAACACAGACGGAAGUCUCACCAUUGGACCCAUGGCUGCCAGCACCACUUAUCAGUACACCUUCUCUGUUGAGCCAGCCAAGAAACAGGCUAAACUGGAGAGCACACUGAGGGUGACCUCUGAAAUCCUGAAGGUCAUCAACAAGAUGAAGGCAUCGUAUGCAAAUGAGGAGCUUCUGAUUGAGUCUAACACCAACAUGGACACCGACCCGAUCAAGCACACUACCAAAAUGAGCCUUAACUACAAAGAUGUCAAGCUUUCCAUCCAGUCUGACUCUGUGACCAAGGCUGAUGAGCGAAUGAUCCGUAGCCAGAUGGAGUUCACUGCCUCUGACGGGCAGGCCAGCCUCAGGAUUGAGAAUCAAGCCGAUGACACAGUGAACCGUGUCUACUCUUUGCUCACUGGGUCCAUGAGCCCCUCCGGCCUGGAGAUCAAUGCUGAUGCCUCCUUGAACAUCUUCUCAAGCCUUGCCUCUCACAAGGCAACACUGGCCCUGAACAUGAAUGGUCUGACCACCAGCUGCACAACAACUGCUCAGUACAGCCCAAUGACCUUUGAGAAUGUCUUCCAUGGUGGAGUUGACACCUCUGGUGCCACCAUGUCCCUCACAACUAAGGCAGCCAUUGAAGACAACAAAGCCGAGCUCAAUGUUGAGGGAAAGCUUGCAAGCACAGACGUUUACCUCAACGGCAUCCUUAAAGGUAACCUCUUUGACAUCAACACCAGGAACAGAGUGAACUUCAGACUGAACGAAGAUGGCUUGGUCCUCUCUAACAACGUAGUUGGAUCUCUCAACAACAUGAGGACUGAGAAUACACACUCACUGUCUCUUACGCUAAAAUCUUUCACCCUGAGCUCCAAGACUAAUAACUUCCUUGACAAGGGUAACACCUAUAAGCAUGACAUCAAUGUUAACAUGGAGCGUUUUACUGCCAUGGUUAAUGUGCAAGGUGAAUUGAAGAUCAUGGAGACUGACCUUGUGAAUGAUUUCAAAUUCGAGGCACAGCCCUACAACAUGGAGCUGACUGGAACAAUGAUGGCAGGCCGCUUAGGGGAAGAGCUUAAGCACACUUAUGAAGUCAAGUUUGUUGACAUGGCCCUCUCUGCAACAUGCAAUACCGUUGGUAAACUCCUGGGAACUCAAAUGGAACAUUACUCUCUUAUGGAGGUUGCUGGUCUGACCAUGAAGUUCAACAGUGAAGCCAAAUUCAACUCACCAGUUCUUCAGCUGGACAGUACAGUCAAAACUGUUGCUGCACCCUUCACUCUGAACAUUGAUGCCAUCUUCAACUCAAAUGGCGAAGGGUAUCUGUAUGGUAAGCAGAGCGGCGAAGUAUACAGCAAAUUCCUCCUGAAGGCAGAACCCACACUGUUCACACAUUCAUUUGAGCACAGAGCCUCAACCACCCAUCAACUGGAGGGCAGACCCGAAAUCAAGACCAAUAUGGAAAACAAGUUCAACAGCAUGCUGAGUCUCCAAGAGCAAAGUGUGACACUGAAGAUGGCAUCCACAGUAAAUGAGGACACUUUUGAUCAAGAAAUGAAUGCCUAUAACAACGCAGAGAGAAUGGGUAUUGAGAUGUCAGGAGCAGUUUCAACCUCCCUCUUCAGUGAGACCAAACAAGAUUACGCAGUCUCUGGAUUUGUGAAAUAUGACAAGAGCAGUGACAGCCACUUCAUCCAGAUCCCAUUCAUUGAGUAUCUGCCUGCAGUUGUUGAAGACGUUAAGGCCACAAUGAUGAGGCUGAUGGACCAGAGCAUUGUGAUGCUGAGCGAUAUCAACACCAAGUAUGAGAUCAGUGCCAAGUUUCAGGAUAAAGUGUCAGAACUGAAGGAGGUGAUUGACAAUUUUGACUUCAAACUCUUUGUCCAAGACCUGAGAAAGUACACCAACUCAGUGGAAAGCUUUGUGAUCGACCUGACGGCCAAGUUCCCAACUGACAAAGUUAUGAAUGUGCUGAGAGCAAUGAAGGAUGCCAUCGUGGCGUUUAUAACGAAGCAUAACAUUACCCAGAACUUCAAUGAAAUUUAUGCCAAAGUAGAGGAGAUCCUCUCCAGCUACGAGGUUGAAAAGAUGAUUGGGGCCAUCAUGGAUGAGGUUGUUAAAAUCAUGAAGCAGUAUCAGGUGAGGGAAAAGGUACAGUCUGCAAUUGCUACUCUCAAUUCAAUUGACUUCCAGCCUUUGCUCAAAAAAGUUAUGGCACCUGUUCAGGAGCUUGUGAAUGAGCUGUAUUCCUUUAACUUCAAACAGCUGAUUGAUGACAUGAGUGACUAUUUCAUGAGGAUGAUGCAGACAAUCAGAUCUUUUGAUUAUGACACAUUCACGAUGGAAUUGAAGGAGAAAGUGUCAGAAAUGAGCAAGAUCCCCUGCUUUGGAAAACUCUAUGGAGAGUUCAGACUCACCUCCCCUCAUUACACACUCAGGACCAAUGCUGACCUUGAGAACACCACAACUACAUCAGUCACACCAGAGUUCAAAAUCAACCUUAACUCAUGGGCAACAUCUACUUUGAAAGUUCUUGACUUCUCAGUGGACGCCAGUGCUCACUUUGCUGCACCCAAGAUGAGUCGCCUGUCCAUCUCUGAGAACGUUAAAGUUGACCAGAUGUGUUUCACACUCGACCACAAGGCAACAAUGACUCUCUAUGGCCUGUCAGCUCAAGCUUCUGCUGAAACUACUGCAAAAGCCAACACUGAGCUCUAUGUAGCCGAGCUUGUCAAUACUGCGUUCUUCGCCAUGGAAGAUGGAGUUUCUGCCACUGUGGAGACUAACUACAAACACGACCUCAACAUGCCAUUCUUCAACAUCUUCAGUGAAGCCUUAAUGAAUCAAAAGAAUGUCCUCCAGCUUGAGACAGGCACUGCCCGUCUGACCGUUACCAAUGUGGCUAAUGAAAAAUAUGCAGUUCAGGACUUCUCAGAUGAGGUAACCCACAAGAGUGACAUGGAGGUGGUCAUGGAUCUGCACACAGCCAAAGUGACUUUCACCGGAGCAACAGGCAGCAACAACAUCAAAAUGAAUCAAAAAGUGGUUGCAGAAAUGUGCAUUUUCCGCCAUGUAAUUUUUGAUGCCAACUUUGAGACAGAAACACCUUUCAUGAAGGGCAGCGUUGCAGAAGUCAAGUUCCAGAUUAAUGCCGGAGACAUGAAAAUUGAUCUUACUGCCUCUCACAGUGCAGAGCUGACUGGAAGGAUUGAGGGAACUCUCUCAAACUCUGUGCUUGCUUCAGUCACACCUAGUGAUCUUAUGUUUGACACCAAGAACAAGGGAAAUGUCAAGGCUGCCCUUCCAUUGAAGCUGUCUGCAAAGAUUGAUCUCCAGAAUGACAUGGCCGUCACCCUGAACUCUGAAAUGCAGCAGUCUAGCUGGACAGGUCUGGCCAGAUUCAACCAGUACAAGUACUCCCAUUUCUUCAGCAUGGAUAACAGUGACAGAGAAAUUAACAUCAUUUCCCAGAUUAAUGGAGAAGCAGAUCUAGGUGUACUAAGGAGGCCUAUCACCAUCCCUGAAAUGACCAUGCCAUUUGUUGGUAUGAGGACACCAAGAGUGGAAGACUUCUCCCUGUGGGAAGAAACUGGCCUGGGCAACAUCCUGACCACAACUGAGCAGACAUUUGACAUGAACUCCAAGCUGAAGUACAUGAAGAACCCUGAGAUGAUCACCAUUGACAUUAAUGUGGAUCCAGUCAUCACUUUCGUUAAUAACAAUGUCAAGACUCUGCACAAGACAGUGCUCAUCGGCAAAGAUCAGGCUGCUGCCAUCCUGGCUACAUCUUACAACCAAGCAAAGGCAGAGUAUGAAAAGUAUAGCAUUGAGCUGCCCAAAACCAUUACAAUCCCUGCCUACAAAGUUCCAGUGAUGAAUGUCGAGGUGUCUUCCUUCACCAUUCCCCUGCCUGACGUGAGUCUCAUCACAAUGCCUGCUCUGCAUGUUCCAUCUGCCCUCAGCAAGAUGACUCUGCCAAAAAUCACUCUGCCCAAAAUUCAGAGCAUCAGCAUCCCAAUGCUGGGUGAUCUGACCUAUGAGUUCUCCAUGAAAACCGCAAUGGUCACACUCAAAACUGAUGCCAGCAUCCUCAACAAGGACACUAUCCUGAUCAAACUUGAUGCUUCCUCAACCUCUACAUUCGAGGUUCUGACUGGAAAGAUUGAGGGCAACGCCAAUGUGAACACAGCCGAUGGAUUUAAAGUGGUCUCUGUCCUGUCUGUUAAACAUCCAAUGAUUGAGGGAAACCAUGACAGCACCACCAUGAUCAGCUAUGAAAAUGUGGAUACCUCCAUCACCAAUUCAGCAAAGGUCAACCUACCUGUCCUGAAAAUGGAAAUCUAUCAGGAGAUUACUGGAAAUCCAGAGGAGGGCCUUCUUGUGUCUAUGUCCACUCCAUCUGCAGGACUCCUCGCACUUCAAAUGCAGACCAAGCGCCCAGCACAAGUGAAAGCAAGACUCUAUGGUCGCUACCCGUCUGAGCCAACAACCGACAUCGAAAUCUUGGCUCUGAAGAUGUCUGUGAUGGACUCCGAGAAGCUGAACCUUCAGACAACCUGGAACAUGGAGAUGCCAUAUCAGAUGAUGUUGGGAAUGAAGAAACAGGUGCCCACUGUGAUGAAAAUGGUGUCUGAGCCUGCUGUCGAUACAUAUAACACAAUCUAUAGGCAUGCUAGAAGCCUUGAGGGUCCCUUUGAGCAGGCUAAAGAGCAGGGUAAAGUGAUGUUAAAGCAGGCUGUUGACAACCUUGCAGCAAUGAAUCCUUCCAGUGUUAUGACAACUGUCACAGAUAAGACCAUCUUGAUCCUCAGAGAGUACCAAAAGAAAGUUGAAAUCGUUCUUGAUGCUGUUGUUAAAUUCCUGAGAGAGACCAAGUUCCAGAUCCCUGGGUAUGAGCAGAGGCUGUCUGGACUUGAGGUUUACCAGAAAUUCAGUGCUUUUGUCGCUGAUGUAUCUGAGGAGGCUGUUCAGAAGGUUCCAGAGUACUUUGCCUCCAUGUUUGCAGCAGUGCUUGAUUAUUUCCAAAACAUCGAAUUCACCCUUCCUGGCUCUAACUACAUCGUCAGCGGAAGGGAAAUUCUCGAUGACUUAGUUGUAGCUUUGAAGAAAAUUCAGGACCAAGUGAUUGUCACUGUUAGGAAACUGGGCGAAAUCCAGCUGGAAGACAUCAUUAACAAAUUCUCUGCAUUCGUGCAGUUUACCACCGAACAGGGUGAGAAGUUGCUCCAAACUAUUAAAUCUCAGAACGCAGAGAAGCUCUACACCUUUGUGAAUGAUGUAUACAAUGAUGCCAUCAACUCUCAGGUCCUGGCUGAUGUUACCAUGCAGGUUGAAGAGGCCCGCAAAAUUAUUGUGGAAUAUCUAAAAGCUGUGAAAGCUAGGCUUGAGAACAUUUUCGCUGACAUGUCCUUUGACCAGCUUCAAGCUGACAUCCAGUCCUGGAUCGAUGUAAUGGUGAAACGUUUAAAUGCUUUCCACAAUAACGUUAUUAGAACACUGAAGGAGACAAGCAAAACUGUUGAACCAUUUGUGAGAGUAGGUGACAGACAGAUGGAAGUUGACAUCCCCUUACCAUUUGUUGCCAAACUCAACUAAGUGACCAUAGCUAACCAGGAUAUACUACAGUGUUUGCUUUGACUGUAUCUGUUGUGUAACCAUGAUGCGUGUCUCUCUACGCUGUGUUUGAAAUUAGUAAUUUUGUUUAUUAUUUCACAGUAGAUUCACAGCUGCUGUGCUCUCUUUGUGUCUUGUACUAUUUAAAAAAUAUGUGCCCUUCAAUAAAGACAGUUUGUACUGCA
Epinephelus moara (kelp grouper) is the source of this 10281-nucleotide messenger RNA. RefSeq names its product apolipoprotein B-100-like. Bases 152 to 10078 code for a protein of 3308 amino acids. The transcript is spliced from 26 exons. The record is from RefSeq and is a predicted model, not a curated record. Gene Ontology annotation, cellular component: mature chylomicron; low-density lipoprotein particle; very-low-density lipoprotein particle. NCBI's taxonomy places the organism in Eukaryota, Metazoa, Chordata, Actinopteri, Perciformes, Serranidae. Gene Ontology annotation, biological process: cholesterol transport; triglyceride mobilization; lipoprotein transport. Gene Ontology annotation, molecular function: low-density lipoprotein particle receptor binding; cholesterol transfer activity.